UCUGCGUAGGCUGCGCGGCCGCAGUCCUUCCGCGAGGGAGAGGGUGCGCGCGCAGCGCCUUCCGCCCAAGCGGAAGUUUUCGCGGGGCAACUGAGAAGGUGAGUCGCAGUUUCCCUGGCGGGUCCGAGGGUCUGGCUGCAAAUAUAUGUCUCCCCGCUCCGCUCACCAAAUCUAGAGGUGAGGGGAAGGAGAAGCGGAGCAGGGGGAGGUCUCCUGAUACCCUAGCCAGAGUUCGGUCGUGGUGCCUGUGACGUGAGCGCGACUCUUUGUGGGAGGCGGAGCCCCUGGGAGCGGGCGUCGGGGGUCGGGAUGAAAGAAGCUUCUGGUCUCCGAAAUAACCUGCCGGCUCCAAGUGUCCCCAGCUUCUUCGGGCUCUUGGUGAUAGGCGUGGCUACGACGGAGACGGGCAGAGCUAAUGGGGAGUUCGACAGACGCCCCGCCGUGGUACUACGUCAUCCCUGGUUUCCGCGGAGGACGGGGCCGAGGCGUAUCCCGUCACCUAGGUGAUUAGCCCUCCUGCCCUAAGUUAGAGUCUAAUCUUUAGCUCUUCCACGAGGGGCACAGUAUUUAACACAUAGCAGAUGUUCAGUAAAUGUUUGUUGAGUAAGUAAAGAAAAUGGGUGAAUGAAUGAUAAAGACUGGCCUGAGUGUUGGAGCCUUGGCUCUGAGUCCUGAGCUAGUCAUAUGACCUUGGACCGGUGACUUCAACACUGAGACUUCCUUGUUUCUUCCAUACAUAUUUAUUGAGAGUUUAGUAUAGCUGUACUUCCACGUGACGUAUUAAACAGUUGCUUACUUAUUUAUUAAACUUGUCUUCCCCCACUAGAAUGAGCUUUGUCGGGUCAGGAGUCUUGUUUGUUUCCUUUGCUGCUGUAUCCCCAGUAGUAGGCACAUAUUAGGAGUUCAGUGAAUAAUUUUUGUUUGUUUGUUUGUUUGGUUUUUUGCGCUACGCGGGCCUUUCUCUGUUGUGGCCUCUCCCGUUGCGGAGCACAGGCUCUGGACGCACAGGCUCAGCGGCCAUGGCUCACGGGCCCAGCCACUCCGCGGCAUGUGGGACCCUGCAUCGGCAGGCGGACUCUCAACCACUGCGCCACCAGGACACAGUUAAGAUGGAGUUUCCAGCCCAGUGAGUCUGAGGGCCAGACCGUGACCCCAUAAAGCAUGAUCUCCUGUCCAGACUGUGGCAAAGAUGUUGAAGCAACUUUCAAAUUCUGCCCCUACUGCGGAAAACCUCUGCCUACAGAGGAGCACGAGGGGUCCCAGACCUUUGUCAAGCCGUCUAUGUCAUCCUCCCAAGUCUUCCUUUCUCUAGGCUCAAAGAAAAGGAGGAACACCAGUUCUGAAAUAUCUCCCAAGAAAGUGAAAUGGCCCAGCUGUGCUUCCUCUCCCCCAUCAUCCCUUCUCUCAGAAGGGUGCUGGAGCAGAUCCCCAACCUCCCAGAGCAGCCCUCAGACAACCAGGCAGAGCCCUCAGGCACUGAAGCGGAGCCGGGUGACCACCUCGCUCAAGGCUUUGCCAGAGAGGACGGUGCUGAUAGACAAGAGUGGGCAGCACUGGAAGCUGAGCUGCCUCCAGAGCAGGGAUGGCCAGGGCAUUCUCUAUGAAGCUGAGCCCGACUCCACCUUUGCCUGCAAGUCAAGUCUCGGAAAACAAAGAUUCUCACUUAAACUAGAUGCCAAGGAUGGGCGCUUGUUCAACGAGCAGAACUUCUUCCAGCGGGCCGCCAAGCCUUUGCAAGUGAACAAGUGGAAAAAGCUGCACUCGACCCCCCAGCUGGCCAUCCCCACCUGCGUCGGUUUUGGCAUUCACCAGAACAAGUACAGGUUCUUGGUGUUCCCCAUCCUGGGGAGGAGCCUUCAGUCGAUCCUGGAUGACUACCCGAAGCAUGUGAUGUCAGUGAGGUCUGUGUUCCAGAUGGCCUGCCGGCUGCUGGAUGCCCUGGAGUUCCUCCAUGAGAAUGAGUAUGUUCACGGCAAUGUGACAGCUGAGAAUAUCUUUGUGAAUCCAGAGGACUUGUGCCAGGUGACCCUGGCAGGCUACGGCUUCACCUUCCGCUAUUCGCCAGGUGGCAGACCCGUGGAGUACAACGAAGGCAGCAGGACCCCACAUGAGGGGGACCUUGAGUUCAUUAGCAUGGACCUGCACAAGGGAUGUGGGCCCUCCCGCCGCGGUGACCUCCAGACCCUGGGCUACUGUCUGCUGAAGUGGCUCUAUGGGACCCUGCCAUGGACGAACUGCCUUCCCAACACCGAGGAUAUCAUGAAGCUGAAACAGAAGUUUCUUGACAACCCAGAAGGCCUCGUGAGACAGCGCAGUCGCUGGAUCAAUACCUCAGGACCACCUAGGCUCUGGCUGAGAAAAUGACCAACCAUCUAGAGACUAUAUUUCCCAGGCUACUUUGCAGGGUACCCCACAACUGUGCCGCAGCCAUCCAGCCCCUUUUGGUGUCACCCUUUUCAGUGACAAGGCCCACGUGGAGCUCGCACCUUUGGCUAUUCUCUCUUUUCCCUGUCUACGUAAGUAACAAAUGGAAGCUAAAGUGGGUCUUGUACAUUUACCAGUUCAAUCAGUCCCAUCUUGGCCUUGACUGUGUGUCGGUGUGUGUGCUUGACCGUAAGUAUUAUGUUAUUUCCAUUAUUAUCAUUAUCGUCUUUGGUCUAAGACUGCCCUCAAGCAACUUCUCCUCUCAAAGACAAGACGCACAGCCAGAGGAAAUUCUUCAUUUUAUUUCCACUCACAACCCCCAGAAAGGAUCAGUCCCCGCCCUCCCUCACCUAGAGGCAGCCCCUCCCCCAACACCUUCACAAAACACUGAUUUCCUCCCAGACCUAAAAGGAACACCCAGUCACCCAUUAUGGCCAUUCCCCCCCACCCACCCACCUACCCAGCUGCCCACUUAUCCACCUGCUCUGUGAACUCGGCCACCUUUUGGUUCCACCCCCAAAUGUAGUUCCCCAAGGUCACUUGGCUUAUUUUGCUUGUAUUCUAUGGGCAGCUUUCUUAAAGCCCUCCCUGACUUAGUCUCCAGAUGGCUUCCCUGCCCUCCUUUGCAUAGACGUUCUGCAGAGAUUCCUGGCUUCACUUCCCUGCUUGAGAGACCAGGUUUCCAAGCUCUCCCCUGCCCCCCCAAUUUCCCAUGGGCCUCUGUUCCUCAGCUGUUAGUUGAAGGGUAUAGAUGUUGACUAAGGCCAAACAUUCCAUGA
Molecule: messenger RNA, 3203 nt
Organism: Lagenorhynchus albirostris (white-beaked dolphin)
Lineage: Eukaryota; Metazoa; Chordata; Mammalia; Artiodactyla; Delphinidae
Gene: VRK3
Product: VRK serine/threonine kinase 3
Exons: 15
Coding region: 1162-2364 (400 amino acids)
Biological process (GO): peptidyl-serine phosphorylation; signal transduction
Cellular component (GO): nucleus; cytoplasm
Molecular function (GO): protein serine/threonine kinase activity; ATP binding
Source: RefSeq, a predicted model, not a curated record